AUGCCAAAGGAUGAGGAGGAUUCCCUGUUUGAGGUUGUGAAGCGGUCUUGGGAGCUGGAAAAUUAUUGCUCUUCGGAGGAAACUGCAUCGAGUGAGGAUCUACUCCGCGAGCAGAUCUACGAUUAUGCCACGCUGAUAGGGAUCGAUCCUCUUAAGGAGCACCAUUUGCUUUAUCUCGCUAAGGAAGGUUUGAUGGCCGCACUGCCUUCGGAGUGGAAAAUCUGCUACUCCGAGGAGAAGAACGGUCAUUACUAUCAUAAUACGUUCACCAAGCAGUCGCAGUGGGAUCAUCCCUUAGAUGCUGUGUAUCGUGAAUUAGUAGAGAAGACACGUCAUAACAUAGGGGCGAUAAUUCCUGAAGGAGCCAUGGUUAUUAUUGAUAGCUCAGAUGAUAUAUCCCAGUUGGAUUCUGGUAUACGCAGUAUGCAUUGUGCCGAUGAAUUCUACGAAAUCAACUCACCUUUCAACAGCGUUAAAACGCAGGCGUCAAUGAUUAAUUCCGUUUCUACUCACACGACCAGUUUUGCAGGUGCAAGUGUAUUUAGUGGCGGUGUUAAUCGAUUUUUAGAGUCUCGCACUAGGAAUUUCGGUCAAAUUUUCAAUUGUGUUAAAAAUGCUCAACUUGAAAACGGCAACACAAAUUCUCCAAUUAGUAUGAACACACAUUUAUCCGCAUCUAAACUAUCUCACAGGAUGCUGGCACUAAGCAGGGAAAACGAGGAGACAAGGGAAAACUCAGAUUCUAUAGUGGAGCAGCGAGAUGGAAUGUUUCUGCUCUCAGGUGCAAGCGGUUCCAGGAGGUUUCUCAAGCCUCGUCAAAACUUGGAACAAGUAAAAAUAGGUGGAAGUACUCCACUACUUUGUGUAAAGGGUAUCCUCCGUGAAUCAAGUGUGUUCGAUAUAAACCGUUGCAUGGACCGUGACGAUCCAACGACAGAAUUUGAUGAUAAAAAAAGCGUGCGCUUUAAUUUAGAGGAGAUGCACCACAUGCGAGACUCACCCGAGGAUGAAUUCUCGCCAAAGUUAUGCCAGACUAGCGAGUUGUCCGUCAACCUGGACGACGAGGAAGUAGAGGCGGGGAUGGACUACGAUUUUAAUGAAGAUCGAGCUAAUAACAUGUUUAAAGGUGAAAAUAUUUAUAAUGAUGAAUUGCUCCAUGGUAAUCUCAAAGAGGGAAAGUGUAGCUUAAGCCGUUGCACAAGCGGCUUAUCAAAAUCCGUACCCAAAACUCAAACUAUUGAGAAGAUGAUGGCUUGUAGUAACAAUCCACCCAUGGAGCAUAAUUUGGUAGACUCAACAUCUGUUACGUGUAGGUCGAUAUGUGAAUUAAAAGAAGGUGCUACAACGAGGCAACACAAAGAUAACAAUGACCCAGAACCUGAGCCUAGUUUUGUUCGCAGCUUUAUUAUAAAAAAAAAUUCAGAGCAAGAUGCCCUAAAUCCAGUAAGCAACAGACCGUUUGAUUUGGAUGAGUUGGGUCGCAAGCAUAGCCAUGAGCUAGAGCUGUUGCAGCGCAAAUCCGCGGAGGUAUCAACAAAAAACGUGCAGGGCCUUAAAAUGGCCAGCAAGUUAGGUACUCUAUAUAAACAGACAGAUAGUUUUUUAAGUAACGAUGAGGCAAUCAAACGCGAGCAUGAGGUAAGGCUAAAGAACCUAAGACAUGAAUACGAUUUGCGCUUUACAUCGCACCAGCACCAACUCGAAGAAGCGUUCGAGAGUCAAAUUGAAAAAUAUCGGGGCAAGCUGGAGCUUCAGCUGCAAAGCAAGCGUUCUCUAAUAGUAAGCGAACAUAAGGCUCGAAUGGCCAUACUGCAGAGUAACCAUUCUGAGAUUCUCAAUGAGUUAGAGCGUGACCUCCAUAGUGAGGAAGAGAUUCUUCGCCGCGAGCAAGCAGUCAGGCUAUCACAAAUGCGGGACAAUCUUGCCCAUGAGCUAGAAUUGGAAAAUAAACGAUUUCGCGAGAAGGGUGAGGAGAGACUCUACGAGAAAGUUCGCUGUGAAAAACGUUUACUUGAGGACAAAUAUCGUUGUCUCAAAGAAAAAUACGUAAGACUUAAAACGGACGUUAGACUGUCCUUAGAACGACGCAAUCGACGACGCGAGGUACUCGCUUUUCAGAAAAAUUGCCAAAAUAAUAAGACCAACGCUAUCAUUGGCUCUGAAACGGAGCGCUCUUUAUCCAAAAAUCCCAUGGAAAAUAGGGAAGAUCACUCAGUGAGCUACUCAGAUAAGGCAGUCAAAGGCAGCUUAAAAGAAAAACCACUGGGGCUUCCGAAGACACAGCUUAAUAAGCAGAAUAUCAGCAGCAAAUGCAUCGGGCAGCGGCAGCUCAAGAAUGAGACGAACACCUCAAUCAGUCAGUCGGACACAACAGUAUCAAAUAACUACUCCAAUGGUCGUUAUUUACCUGUUUCACAACCCACAAGCUGCAAAGGUUGUGGUACAGUCAAGCUAAGCGGAAACAGAAAUUCAGACGCGGAAAUUCAAGAGAAAAACAACAACAGCAAUCAGCUUAAGGAACUUGGAGGGUCACGGAAGAGGGUCUUUUCACGCGCUAAAUCAGCAUCAACCUCUAGACUUAACUCCGAUUAUAAAUAUCAACUGGAACGUGCGUUCACUCCUGUUGAAAAUUUACGGUACCAACUGCGAAAGCUAGAGGAUUUAGAGGAUCAGUUUCCAGAUCAUGCGGUUGACGCCACUUUUCAUCUUCGAUACCCGUUUACUGAUAUUUCCAACGAUCAUGCUAUUGAGGGUGUGGGCUCGGAACUGGAAUUUUUUAAACAUCGCAUACAUAUGGAACGGGAUUCAGUACGUCGAGCCAAAGAAUCUUUGAAAAAAGACCGUAGUGACUUUAGGUUACGGCAACGCGAUAUAAAACAGCGGAUCAAGACUCCCCCUUUGUUACCUAAGCAGUGGCUGGACCAGCAUAUCCAAGAGGAAAAAGAAUUAACCGAGAUGGAAGUAAACCUACAUCGCACACGUGCUUUGUUAGGUGAGAAGGUUAUAAGGCUAAAGCAUCUAGAACGGAGCCUGCUCUGCAUGUACGAGCAAGACAAGUGCGGUACCAAUCUGGAUGAUGCUGCAACGCUCAGCGAUCUUUCGUCGCAAUCCAGUUCUGGCUUUAGCAGCACUGAUUUCGCCAGUGGCGCAGAUCUUCUGAAGCGCAGAGAAUACUUUCAGCAGGAAUCCAUCGAAUGGAUUCAGAAUCUUGAAAUUCUUAACGAAGAGAUUUGUGAAAUUCUUGACAUACUAAGUCAAAAUCAACAAAAACAGCAUCAUCAGGAAUCAUUAUCGACCAUGGCCAUACAAUUUUCUAACGACCUUAAGUGGACACACAUGCUUAGCCAGCAGGAUACCGUAACAGCUAUAGUUUCUCCGUUUCAAGCAAGCAACUCAACAUCUAGCCAUGGUAUCAGCGAUAGCAGUGGUAUCGAGGCGGUACCUGCAUCUCAACCAAAACCAACAAUUGCGGAUCGUCUUGAGACCUAUCGCCAGUUAGCUGCUGGACAUAUGCAAGGCUCGAUGGGUGGUGCGAUUCUGGCGGCCAAUAGUAUCGUCUCCCAAAAUCGACGGCCUGUAAACUAUUCGACCAGUUUGGUGAAACGCUCUCGCGACCUUCGCGAUUGGCUGCGUCGGACCAAAACGGAGCAUGAGCUGCUAAUCGGCACUGGAAUUCAACACGGAAUCACAGAGAAAACCAAAAUUGCUGGUAUCAGCGAAGUUAAUGGUGAAAGUGAUUAUAAUUCAAUCAGCGCAUCUGUAAUUAAUGCAGCCGCAAAAGGGUGAAGCUCUGCAAGUGGGCACACCAUUUUACAAAAAAAAAAAACCAGUAGUGGAGUGUUUUGACCAUAAUAUGCAAUGCGAUCUAGAAUGUUUGUCUGUUAUGUGCUGUAUUACUUAUUAGCCGACCGUUAGGAAGUCAAAUGAUUAAAGAGAAUAUCCAUUUAAAAAUGAAAA
Drosophila persimilis is the source of this 3957-nucleotide messenger RNA. RefSeq lists its product as uncharacterized. NCBI's taxonomy places the organism in Eukaryota, Metazoa, Arthropoda, Insecta, Diptera, Drosophilidae. Gene Ontology annotation, molecular function: protein binding. The record is from RefSeq and is a predicted model, not a curated record. Bases 1 to 3786 code for a protein of 1261 amino acids. The transcript is spliced from 3 exons.